CCGCGCAUUCUUCAGAGCAGCUAGAGCUCCGCCCGCCGCCGCGCGCUCAAAGUCUCCCGAUUAACGGCAGAUGCAGCAGAAGUAGUGGAUUAUGGAGAAGGUCUGGCUAAUUGCUCUCUACAUUGUGCUCAUGGCAGCGGCACUGGUUGCUGAAGCAUCAUCAGGACCACAGCACAAAGUCAGACAGAAGAGAGAAUGGAUUAUUCCACCACGCAAACUGAAGGAAAAUGUAAAUUAUAUGGAUCUGGAAUACAUUGCCAAAAUUCGAUCAGAUGAGGAGACCAGGACCACGAUACGAUAUUCUUUGACUGGACCAGGGGCUGAUCGGGACCCUGUCAACUUGUUUACUGUUGGACGUGAGAAUGGCUUGGUCAAAAUCCAUGGAGUGUUAGACAGAGAGAAAACACCCACUUACCAUCUUCGAGGGGUUGCCAAGUUUCUGAAUGGCAGUUACGCUGAGAAAGACAUUGACUUGAGGAUAGUGGUGCUGGAUGAGAAUGAUUGUCCUCCUGUAUUUAACAUUCAGAUGAUUGGAGCCAUUCAUGAGCUCAGUGCACAAGACACAUUUGUAAUCACCAUUACAGCAACAGAUGAAGAUGAGGCAGGAACACUGCAUUCCAAAAUUGCCUACAGUAUCGUUGAACAGAGUCAUGCUAACAUGUUCUACAUUAAUCGAGAGACUGGUGGGAUAUAUGUCAAGUACAACUCGCUUGACAGAGAGAAACAAGACACAUACACGCUGACCAUUAAAGGGACAGAUAUGCAUGGAGCUCCAAACGGAAUGACAGGAAUGGGGAAAGUUGUCAUCAGUAUACUUGACGUCAAUGACAACAUUCCUACUUUGGAGAAAAACUCUUAUGAGUGCAGUGUUGAGGAAAACACUAAGAAUGUGGAAGUGGUGAGAAUUCAAGUGAUUGAUGCUGAUCUCAUCCAUACUGACAACUGGCUGGCUGUCUUUAGCAUUAUUUCAGGAAAUGAGGGUGGUUAUUUCUUCAUAACCACAGAUGUGAACACCAAUGAAGGCAUCCUCAUGCUCAUUAAGGAAGUGGACUAUGAAGAACUGAAGCAUAUCAACCUGGCGGUGUCUGUCUCAAACAAGGCCGAAUAUCACUCAUCAGUGAUCAUAACAGAACGCACAAUCUAUCCCAUCAGAGUGAGCGUGAUUAAUCAACCCGAGGGCCCACGCUUCAAACCUGCGGUCAAAGUCAUUGCCAUCUCUGAAGACAAGACCUCUAUUGACAUCACCAAAGUCAUCACCAACUAUGCAGCCAUCGACAGUGACACACUGCAGAUUGCUACUAAUGUGAGGUAUGCAAAGGGACAAGAUAUUGACAACUGGCUGCUUAUAGAUGAACGCACAGCGGAUAUUAAACUCAAUAAAAUCCCAGAUUAUGAGUCCAAGUUUGUCAUCAAUGGCACAUAUUCCGCUCAGAUUAUCUGCAUCACCAAAGAUUACCCAGCUAAAACUGCUACUGGCACCAUAGCCAUUCAGGUGGAGGACUUUAAUGACCACUGUCCCAUCCUGAGCAGAGUGUCUCAAACACUGUGCUACAAAGAGCAUGUGCUGUAUAUCACUGCUGUGGACAGAGAUCAUUUCCCCAAUGCAGCACCCUUUGAAUUCAAAGUAAACACAAAGAGCACACUGCAGUCAUGGAGUGUCGAGCACCUCAACGACACUACAACGAUCUUGCGCUCUCACGAGAUGCUGUGGCCGGGCCAGUACCGUGUGUUUGUGGAGGUGCGGGACCAGCAGGGGAAGUUCUGUGCUGGUCAGGUACUUCAGGUAGAUGUCUGCACAUGUGACGGGACUAAACAUUGUCUAAGAGAGCGGGAGACUAGAUUUGGAGGGUCUGGUGUACUUCUAAUGCUGCUGGGACUUUUGCUCCUCCUGUUGGUACCUCUCCUGCUCAUGUUCUGUCUUUGUGGUGGCAUGGCAUCUGCAGUAGAUUUCAAGAGCAUUCCUUUUGAUGCUAAAGAGCAUCUCAUCCUAUAUAACACUGAAGGACAGGGAGAGGACAAGGAGAUGGCCCUGUUACAGAUGUCUAAAAAUUCAGAUCACCUCAAGCACAGUAAAGUGGACACUGUGACUGAAGCACAAAAAUGGACUGAUGGAGCAGAUGGUGCUGCAGGAGCACUGGACUCCCAUCGGUCCUCUUUCUACUGGUAUGACCUGCAAGGUAAAGCACACCAUCAUGCGCAUCAGCAGAAUGGGAUGUAUAUAUAUACACAAGGAAAAGACGAACACGUGAAGGGGAGCUUUGAAGGGCACAACGCAUAUGAGGGGCUCACACUAUCUGAUGCUUUCUUUGCCAGCUACUAUUCUCAAAAGGCAAGUUGUAUGUCUAAGAAGACCGAUUUAGAAGACUGUCUGCGAGUGUUUGACUACGAGGGUGAGGAAGAAUCUUGCACAGGCUCGUUUGAAGACAUCUGCAGCCUCAUGCAUGAGGGAGACAACCUUGCCUUUCUGAAUGACCUUGACCUGAAGUUCAAGACCCUGGCUGAGAUCUGCUCUGGCUCCAUAAUGGAGACUGAAAUUGGCUCAAGCCUCCAGGUGACCUCCAAACCUGUGCUUCCCACCACACACAUUGAUGUCAGCAAUCAAGGGGCAGUUAGUAGCGUACACUCUAAGGAAACUGUCUCGUCCUCCAUCAUUCAUGCUUCAGGAGCAAAGCAGGCAAGUGGAGUGUCUUCUUCAGGGGUCUACAUCCAGGAAAAGGUGGUGGUUCCCAACACGACCCUGCUAGUCCAGCAGCCCGCACUAUACUACACCACUGCCUCCCCGGUUUAUGUGCUGGAUUCCCACCCUGCCCUGCUAGUAAAUGCCACACCAGUCCAGGGCAUAGAAGAGAGCAUGCUGCAAGAGGGGCAGAAUUCUAAUGCUGCCCAGUGUAGUGCUACCAAACGUGAAAUGAAGCAGUACCAGAGUGUAGUCGUCGUUGAGAGGCAGCAGACAUCAGGAAGUCUGCAGGCACAGGGUGGUGUCUUGGGAGCGCUGCAGAUCGAAUCUGAAAAAAUGCAGUCCACAGAAGCACAUGGCAUUGGACGGGCACACUAUCCCACCAGCAGAGUGAUGCCAGCAGAGCUCCAAGAUAGGAAGUCUGUGUUGAUCAAGUAGAGGAAAUGUGUUGAUCUUUGGAUAUGGUGGAUAUGGAGUCUGUAAACAGCCCCAUGAAGUCUCAGUCUGUUCGAACUCGCACAGUUCCAAGCAGGACUGAUAUGUCUAUCCACUCCAGUUAGUUUAUCCCAAUUUACUCUGUGUCUGCCCACUCUAGAUUUUUCUCAAUAAUGUAAAAAAGAAAAGUAUUUUAUAACAAGCAGAAUUUUUGUAGGUAAGUCAGAUUAAUUUAAUUGGAUGACCAUGUAAACAGACUAAAUCACUUUGAAUCUGACAUUUUUAAAUCCGAUCUGGGCCACUUUCAUAUGUGGAAAUAAAUCAGAUACAUAUCUGAUUUAUUCCAAUGUGCCUUCAGUGUGAACAGCCAGGUCAGAUUUAAUGUGAUUUUUACAUCAAUCUAACUCACAUUUGUAAUUUUUGCACUUGAUUUCCAUUAUAUAUAGGGGUGUUAUGGUUUAAACGUAUAAUUGCGAGUCAUAUCUUUUCUAGUUAAUGCAUUCAUUUAUUUUUUGAGGAAAUCAAAUAAAAUUGAAGGCUCAACAGUUGGGGUCAGUGAUUCGUUUGGCCUACAUAUAGUCAAAUAAGAUCAUGAAAAGAUGCAGAGAUAGAUUUAUGAGUGCUCUACUCAUGUCAGUUGCGCAAAAACAGUUUCUGUAUUUUUCAAACUGCAUCAAAAUGUGAAUGCAAGCAAGUCAAUGGAAAUCUGAAAUAAUUAUAGACAACAACUCUUCUUACCUUACAUAUGUGAUGCUGUUUUUCCUGUUGUCCUACGAUUUAAUGGUGUGUUUCGCUCUUAAGUAAUAUCACACUCUGAUAAUUAAAUUGGACCAUACCAAAGCAAAUAACUUUAUUUAAAAAUACUUUAUCCAUCAAGACGGCCUUUCGCCAUCACUUGCUGAAAUAUUAUUAGAUAGCCAUUAAGUGUCCUAUCUGCUUAAAGUUGCACUUAGUAAUUUUUUUGCUCAUUAAAAAAGUUUUACUCCUAAAUCAAUUAAUUGUAUUUGUAAAACAUAUGUAUACAAACAAGACCUCUCACAAGAGAUGGAGACUCAAGUCAUAUCAGUAACCUUAUUUGUCUAACAAAGACAUUAGUCAUUAAUCUUACCGUUCUUUCAAAAUCUUUGUUUAAACACUGACCCUUAACACUUAGUUUAAUAAUUUUAAACCAUGACUUGCACUACAUAAUUAAGUAAUAUUGGCAUUAUAAUCAUGAUGUUAGCCAGAGGGGAACUGGCCCCCACAUUGAGCCUGGUUUCUCCCAAGGUUAUUUUUCUCCAUUGAACAACAUCUUAUGGAGUUUUGUGUUCCUUGCGCCACAGUCGCCUUCGGCUUGCUCACUGGGUUUUUAAAUACAAUUAUUAUUUAUUUACUUAAUUUUAAACACAGUUCACAAUCGUAUUUUAUCAAAUUACAUAAUGAUGACUCUUAAGACAUUAUUAAUAUUACGGUUUCAUUUUCUGUUAAUGCCUGAUCUUCUGUAAAGCUGCUUUGAAAUAAUGUGUGUUGUGAAAGGCGCUAUACAAAUAAAAAUGACUUGACUUAUAAAAGCUGUUUUAUUUUACAUGGAGAGGGUCCACUCAUGGGAGCUGCCAUGUUAGAGCACAUGACCUACUACAUAUUACUUGCUUAAUCUCCUUAAUCACCUGGUUAUUGGUUAUUGCUAACUAAAUAGCGAAUUUCUACAAUCUGUACUUGAAAAUUACACACUUUGAAUUAUGCUGCA
Messenger RNA from Xyrauchen texanus (razorback sucker), 4838 nucleotides. It is a transcript of the gene dsg2l, whose product is annotated as desmoglein 2 like. The coding region runs from base 92 to 3115 and encodes 1007 amino acids. The record is from RefSeq and is a predicted model, not a curated record. NCBI's taxonomy places the organism in Eukaryota, Metazoa, Chordata, Actinopteri, Cypriniformes, Catostomidae. Gene Ontology annotation, molecular function: calcium ion binding. Gene Ontology annotation, biological process: homophilic cell-cell adhesion. The transcript has 14 exons. Gene Ontology annotation, cellular component: desmosome; plasma membrane.